UCCAUUCUGGCAAAGUGGUUUGCUCUUUUCACUCUGCUUUGGGUGUUGAAGGAAGAUGAGCUUCUCACGGAGCCGCUCCUGAGCCUCUUGGCAGUUUCCCCCUCUGUGCCCCUCAUGUUUCCACCAGAAGGCAGAAGCCAUAGAUUCUCCCUGAGCCACCUCACUUGGAAGCACCACGUCCGGAUGAGAUCGCACGUCCUGCAGUGGACAUUAGCCACGUCCAGGUAGAACCAAACCUGUUGCUUUUGUAUGUUGGGUCAACUCGGCCUGACGUUUCAGAGAUAGACAUAAGAUAGGGAGUUUGUUGCGGGGGUGGGGAGAAGUGGUAGACAUGCUGGCUAACUGAUUAUGAUUAAGAGAAACUUAGAAGCUGAAGCCAGAGAGCAUCUCAAAGGUUCCUGAUACAAUGGAUGGUGUGACUCCAACCCUUUCGACAAUCAGAGGGAGGACCUUGGAGUCCAGCACUCUGCAUGUGACUCCCCGCAGCCUGGACAGUUGGCAGCUUCCUGUUGCAUCAGGCAUAGCCACCUGGGAUUGUAAACAUCUGGACGCAUUUCAACACCCAAGCAAAACUGACUAGUGACACCAGCCCUGCCAGGGAAUUGCAAGAAAUAAAGACCAGAUCAGCAACAUCUUUUCUGGGUUCGCGGGACUCCUCGCCAUCCUCCUAGUCGUUGCGGUUUUCUGCAUCUUGUGGAACUGGAAUAAACGAAAGAAGCGACAAGUUCCUUACCUCCGAGUUACCGUCAUGCCCUUGCUGACUUUGCCACAAACCAGACAAAGAGCCAAAAAUAUUUAUGACAUCUUGCCUUGGCGACAGGAAGACCUUGGGAGACAUGAGUCAAGGAGUAUGCGCAUUUUCAGUACCGAGAGCCUCCUCUCCAGAAAUUCCGAGAGCCCACAGCAUGUGCCCUCCCAAGCAGGCAAUGCCUUCCAGGAGCAUAGAGCCCAUAUCCAUGCCACGGAGUACGCGGUGGGUAUCUAUGACAAUGCCAUGGUCCCCCAGAUGUGUGGGAACCUCACUCCCUCAGCACACUGCUUCAAUGUCAGAGCUUCCAGAGACUGCACAAGCAUUUCUUCAGAGGAUUCGCAUGAUUAUGUCAAUGUCCCCGCAGCAGAAGAGAUUGCUGAGACUCUAGCUUCUACCAAAAGCCCUUCCAGAAAUCUCUUUGUUCUUCCCAGUACCCAGAACCUGGAGUUUACUGAGGAAAGAGAUGAGGGCUGUGGACAUGCUGGUGACUGUACCAGUUUGUAUUCUCCAGGAACUGAGGACAGUGAUUCACUCAGCAAUGGAGAAGGUUCUUCUCAGAUCUCAAAUGACUAUGUCAACAUGACAGGGUUGGAUCUCAGUGCCAUCCAGGAGAGGCAGCUCUGGGUGGCUUUUCAGUGCUGCAGAGACUAUGAAAAUGUUCCAGCAGCAGAUUCCAGUGGAAGCCAGCAGCAGACUGAGAAAGAUGUGCCAUCCUCAAACAUAGGUCAUGCCGAGGACAAGACAGAUGAUCCCGGGACCCAUGUCCAAUGUGUCAAAAGGACAUUCCUUGCUUCAGGGGAUUAUGCAGACUUUCAGCCAUUCACACAGAGUGAGGACAGUCAGAUGAAACAUAGAGAAGAGAUGUCAAAUGAGGACUCCAAUGCCUAUGAAAAUGUGCUAACUGCCAAGUUAGGAGGCCGGGACUCUGAGCAGGGACCUGGCACUCAGCUCCUUCCUGAUGAAUGAAGACCCAGGUACCCAGCUGUAAAGCCACAUUGAGUAGCCUAUAGACUACUGCAGAGUCUAGUGCAGACCCGUGAUCACCUUAGUGCUUCAGUGGAUUCACUGGUUAGAUUAAAAAGAGGCUGAGAAGAGCAGGGAACUAAGAGGCCACACAAAAGCAGAGGUUUGGGAAUUCCAGAAGGGAAUUCUUUUCAAGCAGAGUGUGGUUAUCUCCUGUACCAGCCUAAGAAUGUUUGCUGAAACUGUUUCCUAGAACUGUGAGGAAAGCAGGAAAGUAGUGCACAGUAGUCUAAGAUUAUUACCUUCAUUAAUACCAACAGGCUGCAAAGCAAGAGUAGAGAUUAUUGUAUAUUCCAGGCAGAGGUCAAAAAGAAGGAAGAAGUUGGAGUGGAGUGGGGUGGACAAUUUCCAUUUUAAAGAGUGUAGGCAGGCCAGGGGCAGUGACUCAUGCCUGUAAUCCCAGCACUUUUGUAGGCCGAGGAGGGCAGAUCACUUGGUACCAGGACUUCUAGACCAGCCUGGCCAACAUGGCCCAUCUUUACUAAAAAUACAAAAAUUAGCCAGGCAUGGUGGUGUGCCCCUGUAAUCCCAGCUACUCAGGAGGCUGAAGCAGGAGAAUCGCUUGAGCCCGGGAGGUGGAGGUUGUAGCAAGCCGAGAUUGAGCCACUGUACUCCAGCCUGGUGACAGAGCGAGACUCCCUCUCAAAAAAACAAAACAAAACAAAACAAAACAAAAGUGUGGGCAACCAAAUGCAGGUGAGGAUGCAGAAGAAUAGGAACUGUCACUGGUGGCGAUGGGAUUGCAAAGCGUCAGGGCCACUUUGAAAAACUAUUCAGCAGUUUCUUAUAAGCAUAACUUAUCAGAUGGCCCAGCCAUUUCACUACUACAAGUUGACCCAGGUGAACUGAAAACUUAUGUUCACACAAAAACUCGCACAUGACUGUUUAUAGCAGCUUCAUUCAUAAUUACCAAAAGCUAGAAAUAACCAAGAUAUCCUUCAACAGGUGAUUGGAUAAACUGUUGAUAUCCAUUCCUUGAGUUUAUCCAUACUCAACAGUAAAAAAUGAACUCUUGGUUCACACAAUAAUAAACACAUACCUUAAAUCCAUUUUGCUAAGUGAAAGAAGCUAGGCUUAACAGUCUACAUGUUGGGCGAUUCUAUUUAUAUGACAUUCUGGAAAAGGCAAAACUAUAGGGAUGAAGAACAGAUCAGUUGUUGCCAGGUUUGGGAAAAGGAGGGAAGUUUGCUACAAAGGGGCUGCAAAGGGAAUUUUUAGGCUGAUGGAGCUGUUCUGUAUGGUACUGUGUGGUGGAUACAUGACGAUAUCCAUUUGCAAACACAAGAACUGUACACAUGGCCAGGCGCGGUGGCUCACGCCUGUAAUCCCAGCACUUUGGGGGACCGAGGCAGGGGAACACGAGGUCAGGAGAUUGAGACUGUCCUGGACAACAUGGUGAAACCCUGUCUCUACUGUCUCUAACAUUUGUAAAACUGUCUCUAAUUUGUAAUUUGUAAACCCUGUCUCUCAUAUUUGUAAAAACACAAAAAUUAGCCUGGCACGGUGGUGUGCGCCUGUAGUCCCAGCUACUCAGGAGGCUGAGGCAGGAGAAUCGCUUGAACCAGGAAGGCAGACUGCACUCCAGCCUGGGCAACAGAGAAAGACUCUGUCUCAAAAAAAAAAUAAUAAUAAUAAUUAUACGCUAGACAAAGGGGCUUUUAUUGUAUGCAAAUUUUAAAAAAUGAACAGACCGUCAAGGGAACCCAGGAUGGUAUGCAAAUUGUGGCAAAUGAAUCUAAUUGUAUUAUAAAUGUAUGAUAUCAACUCACUGAAAGGGAUGGGGAAAAAAAGAACUGACAAUUGAAGUUGGAAAACAAUGUUUUGACUUGUAACUGUAGAUAAGGACACAAAGAACUGUAUACAAAAACUGCACUCUGGUUGGUAAAUUUGUAUCUCACAGAGGCAUGGCUUAGCAAUUCUGAAACGACUUUAUAUGUAUAUUUGGGUUAAAUAAGUCAAUCUCUUGUAGUUAAAGAGAGACAGGUUAGUGUAAGAACUGAAUUGCAGGGCACCCAACUGGUGUCCAGAAAGCUGGAAAAUUGGUUGGCUGUUGGGGGAAAAAACCCACACAUUUGGUGUCAGAAGUGUCGUGAGUGAAAACAGACCAUCACUCCACCAAGUGGCCAGCAUUUAAAUUCAUGCCACACAGAGGGAACCAUGACAGUCUGGUACUGAUGACAAAACAGGGUUAGCCAGGGCAGCAGCAAGCGCAUCAAAACGACAAUCCCAUAAUCAAGUAAGGAGAAGUUUGUAUCAUAUGUGAGAAUGAAGCUUAAAUGGACUGAAGAAAAUCUUAAACAUUGGCAUGACAGAAUUCUCAUAACUAAGAGGGGAUGAAAAGUUAUGGGAUCUAAAUUAGAAGUUAUGAAGACAUCUGUCACCCAGUAAGGGUGGGAGGGACAACAUAUCAGUUGGGGGCAGGUCCUGGAAUAAACUAUGCCAGCUCUUUUUUAUUUUUUGAGAUGGAGCUUUGGUCUUGUCACCCAGGCUGGAGUGCAAUGGCAUGAUCUUGGCUCACUGCAACCUCCACCUCCCAAGUUCAAGCAAUUCUCCUGCCUUCACCUCCCAAGUAGCUGAGAUUACAGGUGCCUGCCACCAUGAUAAUUUUGUCUUUUUAGUAGAGACGGGGUUUCACCAUGUUGGUUAGGCUGGUCUCGAACUCCUGACCUCAGGUGAUCCACCUGCUGUGGCCUCCCAAAGUGCUGGAAUUACAGGCGUGAGCCACCACGCUGGGCCCUAAGGCAGCUCUUGCUUGUUUACACACCAACAAGCUGGAUACCUCAAUCAGCCAGUCACACUUACAUACUCUCCCAAAUCAAGAAUGAUUAAUGCACUGUAGAUUGUCUCAUAUUUAGAUAGGUAACUUUUCUGUUUAUUUCUUGUUUUAAGAAAUUGUUGCAAAUGAAUCAAUGAAAAUUUUUUUAUUGAAUGUUAAUUUUUUUCUUUCCAUUUAUGGUUUUGUUUUCUCAUAUUAGUUGCCAGGAAAUGUUGACUAAUUGUCUUAUCUCAUACACUCGAUAAUGCUAAAUAUGAGGAAAUUUUUUCAAGAUUAGGAUAGGAUGAAAAAGUAGAUAUAAAGAUAACCAAGGCCAGGCACAGUGGCUCAUGCCUGUAAUCCCAGCCCUGUGGGAGGCCACGGCAGGCAGAUGACUUGAGCCCAGGAGUUCAAGACCAGCUUGGGCAACAUGGUAAAACCCCAUCUCUACAAAAAAUACAAAAAUUAGCUAGACAUGGUGGUGCUUGCCUGUAGUUCCAGCUACUCGGGAGCCCAAGAGGUUGAGGCUGCAGUGAGCCAUAUUCUUGCCUCUGCAUUCCAGCCUGGGCGAUAGCAAGACUCUGCCUCAAACAAACAAAGAUAACUAACCCAUUUUGAUUCCUUAAUUAGUUAAAUAAAAUGAAUUAAUUACCCAAACCUA
This is a messenger RNA of Symphalangus syndactylus (siamang), 5190 nucleotides long. RefSeq names its product lymphocyte transmembrane adaptor 1 (gene LAX1). NCBI's taxonomy places the organism in Eukaryota, Metazoa, Chordata, Mammalia, Primates, Hylobatidae. Gene Ontology annotation, biological process: immune response; intracellular signal transduction; lymphocyte activation. The record is from RefSeq and is a predicted model, not a curated record. Gene Ontology annotation, cellular component: plasma membrane.